Molecule: messenger RNA, 543 nt
Organism: Beauveria bassiana ARSEF 2860
Lineage: Eukaryota; Fungi; Ascomycota; Sordariomycetes; Hypocreales; Cordycipitaceae
Product: nuclear pore protein
Exons: 1
Coding region: 1-543 (180 amino acids)
Source: RefSeq, a predicted model, not a curated record
AUGUUUGCCGACAGGAUAAUAUUCGACGAGGACGGCGAUGCCCAACUCUGUGUUGGUUCCGCUUACAGCAAUCCGCCUGCGAUUUUCAUCGCCUGCUCCCGCGCUCUAUCGCGCGCUUCGCCCGUCUUUGACGAGAUAUUACACGGUACCCGCGCCCAACAGGGAAAAGACGCCGUCAUCAUCGACCUUGCCCACGACAAGCCGGCGUCCUUGGCGCUCUUGCUGUUCGCCGUGCACUCCCGGUUCGACCACGUGCCGGCCUGUCUACCCAUUGAUGCCUUGUACGACUUGACAGUGGUUGCGCAAAAGUAUGGCGCGACGGCUGCGUUAAGGCCGUGGACGGGCAAGUGGACGCAGGCCGUGGCUGUUGAGCUCGAGGGCGAGGACGACAAGCUGCCCAAGGCCAUGAGCAUUUACUGGGCGCUGGGGUGUCGCGCAGGCUUCUUCAGCACAGCGGCGCGGUUCGCAGAGUGUGCCCCGGAUCUUGGGACGACGACGGAUUUGGCGGAUUUGCAAAUACCGCCCGACACCGUCGGUGAGUAG